ACCAGGAAGUGGCCGCAGCCUCUCAGGCGUUCUCGGAUGUUUUGAAAAUGAUGGAGGAAGACGAAUUAGAAUUUGCCGAAGAUUUGGAGGCCAUUCUGCAUCUCACACCAGAAGUGCAACUGGCCAUUGAACAGGUGUUUCCGAGUCAAGAUCCCCUUGACAAAGCAGACUUCAAUGCAGUGGAGUACAUCAACACCUUGUUUCCCACCGAGCAGUCCCUGGCUAAUAUCGACGAGGUGGUCAACAAGAUUCGUCUGAAGAUAAGGCGUCUCGAUGACAACAUCAGGACGGUGGUGAGAGGCCAGACCAAUGUGGGCCAGGAUGGCAGGCAGGCUUUGGAAGAGGCCCAGGUUGCCAUCCAGCAGCUUUUUGGUAAAAUAAAAGACAUCAAGGACAAGGCAGAGAAGUCUGAACAAAUGGUUAAAGAGAUUACAAGGGACAUCAAGCAGUUGGACCAUGCCAAGCGGCACCUCACCACAUCCAUCACCACCCUCAACCACCUGCACAUGUUAGCAGGAGGCGUGGAUUCUUUAGAGGCAAUGACCAGAAAAAGGCAGUACGGUGAAGUGGCCAAUCUUCUUCAGGGAGUGGUGAAUGUGCUUGAGCACUUCCACAAGUACAUGGGCAUACCACAGAUCAGACAGCUCUCGGAGAGAGUAAAAGCGGCACAGAGUGAGUUGGGCACUCAGAUCCUGGCGGAUUUUGAAGAAGCCUUCCCAGCCCAGGGCUCCAAGAGGCCAGGUGGGCCCAGCAAUGUGCUGAGGGAUGCCUGUCUGGUCGCCAACGUUCUCGACCCACGCAUCAAACAGGAGAUCAUCAAAAAGUUCAUCCGGCAACAUUUGUCGGAGUACCUGGUGCUUUUUCAGGAAAACCAAGAUGUCGCAUGGCUAGACAAGAUUGAUCGUCGCUACGCUUGGAUCAAGCGGCAGCUCGUCGACUACGAAGAAAAAUACGGACGCAUGUUUCCAGAGGAGUGGUGCAUGACCGAGCGUAUAGCGGUGGAGUUCUGCCACAUUACCAGAGUGGAACUUUCCAAAGUAAUGCGAACACGAGCCAAGGAGAUCGAAGUGAAGCUGCUUCUGUUUGCCAUUCAGAGGACCACCAACUUUGAAGGUCUGCUGGCUAAACGUUUCAGCGGAUGCACUUUAACUGACGCACCUGGGCAGAAGAAGUCCGAGAGCCCGCUAGACCCCACUAACCCUUUCAUGGAAGACGACGCGGGUGAAGAUGAGGGUGCUGAAAAGGAUGAGGAUCUUGCCAAGCCCAGAAAACCCAAAGCUCCUGAGAAUCCUUUCCACGGCAUCGUCUCCAAGUGCUUCGAACCUCAUCUGUAUGUCUACAUAGAAUCCCAAGACAAGAACCUCGGGGAACUGAUUGAUAGGUUUGUGGCUGACUUCCGAGCACAGGGCCCACCCAAGAUUGGCACGGAGGAGGGCGGUGCCGUGCUUCCAAGCUGCGCCGACCUCUUUGUCUAUUACAAGAAGUGCAUGGUCCAAUGCUCCCAGUUAAGCACUGGGGAGCCCAUGAUCGCCCUCACCACCAUCUUCCAGAAGUUCCUGAGGGAGUACGCCUGGAAGAUCCUCUCUGGUAACCUGCCGAAGUCGAGCAGUAACAGCGUGGGUCUGACAAUCAGCAGUCUGCUGAAAGAGAAGGAAGGCUCGGAAACGACCAAGUUCACCGUCGACGAGCUGUGUCUCAUCUGCAGCAUCCUCAGCACCGCCGAGUACUGCCUCGCUACCACGCAGCAGCUCGAAGAGAAGCUCAAGGAGAAAGUGGACAAAGUUCUGAUGGAGAGAAUCAACUUGACUGGAGAGAUGGAUACAUUCAGCACUGUGAUCUCGAACAGUAUCCAGCUCCUUGUUCAAGAUCUCGAUGCAGCCUGUGACCCCGCUCUCACUGCAAUGAGCAAGAUGCCGUGGCAGAGUGUGGAGCAUGUCGGUGACCAGAGUCCCUACGUGACUUCGAUCAUCAUGCACAUAAAGCAGAAUGUGCCCAUCAUCCGAGACAACCUGGCCUCCACGCGCAAAUACUUCACACAAUUCUGCAUCAAGUUCACAAAUUCUUUCAUCCCCAAGUUUAUCAACCACUUGUUCCGGUGUAAGCCUAUCAGCAUGGUGGGAGCAGAACAACUCCUCCUGGACACACACUCCUUAAAGACCGUCCUGCUGGAUCUGCCCUCCAUAGGCUCGCAGGUACUACGCAAGGCGCCUGCCAGCUACACCAAGAUUGUGGUGAAGGGCAUGACUCGAGCAGAGAUGAUACUUAAGGUGGUGAUGGCCCCGCAUGAACCGCCCGUGGUGUUUGUGGACAACUACAUCAAACUCUUGGCGGAUGGCAAUCCAGAGACUUUCCAGAAGAUACUGGACAUGAAGGGUUUAAAACGCGGCGAGCAGAGCAGCAUGCUGGAGCUUUUCAGGCAGAGGUUACCGACGCCGCCCUCCGGGGCCGACGGCGGCGGCGGCGGAUUGUCAUUCAGCGCCCCCACCCCCGAGCAGGAGUCGUCACGCAUACGCAAACUGGAGAAACUCAUCAAGAAGAGACUGUGAGUGCGCAUAGGGUAGGACAGCAUGCCGUUGUUUUCAUGCAGCCAGGGAUCUCAACCUGGGCUCCAUUCGGUUCUUGUGCUGGACAAUAACAAACCACUGAAGACGGGAAAGUAAACGGUUAAUUAUGCUAAGUUAUGAAGAAACUUCCUCUGUGGUUACUUGCUGUUGCUACAUACUUAAAGUUCCUUCAUAGCCGCAAUUUCCGAGCUUUCUGGUAAUGCUUGUUCUUAAUUCUAUCACUUAAAUUUAGGAGGAGAAUAAAAUAAGACUUUUAACUGGUGCUCUAAAUUACUGUAUAAUUGAGAGGGGAAGUAUGAUUGCGUAUUUAUUGCAAUGUAUCUACUUCCAGUGAGACAUUCCUUCCUUUGGGAACCAGAAUAGUAUCGUUUGUUGUUGUUAUGCGAAGUAACAAUUAAACAUUGCCACAUUACACCUA
Messenger RNA from Nerophis lumbriciformis (worm pipefish), 2982 nucleotides. It is a transcript of the gene vps53, whose product is annotated as VPS53 subunit of GARP complex. Gene Ontology annotation, biological process: retrograde transport, endosome to Golgi. NCBI's taxonomy places the organism in Eukaryota, Metazoa, Chordata, Actinopteri, Syngnathiformes, Syngnathidae. Gene Ontology annotation, cellular component: GARP complex. The record is from RefSeq and is a predicted model, not a curated record.